Messenger RNA from Tinamus guttatus (white-throated tinamou), 1068 nucleotides. The record is from RefSeq and is a predicted model, not a curated record. NCBI's taxonomy places the organism in Eukaryota, Metazoa, Chordata, Aves, Tinamiformes, Tinamidae.
AUGCCCAACCUCAAGGAUGAGCUGCAUAGCUCCGGGUGGAGCGCUGGAAACGUCUGCUUUGAGGACUGCACAAGGGGAAGGAGGAAGCUCGUUCUUCCCUCUCUGAUUUCUUCCCGUGUUUACGUGGUGGAUGUGGGGACACAGUGCCGUGCUCCCAGACUGUGCAAGAUGAUUGAGCCAGUGGAUAUCUUCUGGAAGUGUGACAAGGGACACCUGAAUGUACCUCACGCCCUGCCUAAUGGUGAUGUUCUGAUUGCCAACAUGGGAGAUCCAGCUGGCAAUGGAAAAGGUGGUUUUAUUGUCCUGGAUGGAGAGAGCUUUGAGCUUAAAGGGAACUGGGAGAAGAGCUGUGAAGUCCCUGCAACUGGACAUGACUUCUGGUUCCAGCCACGCCAUAAUGUUCUGGUCAGCUCUGCCGGAUUAGUCCUCAAACGGGCAGGACCUGCAUUUAAUCCAGAUGAUCUCCAUAAAGGGGUAUUCGGGCGCCACCUGAACGUGUGGGACUUGUCCUGCCGAACCCUCAUCCAGAGCUUCGACCUGGGGGAGGAUUCUCUGCCCUUCAGUGUUCGAUUCCUGCACAACCCUGAUGCCGCCGAGGGCUACGUCAGCUGUGCCCUGAGUGGAGUUAUCUAUCGCUUCUUCAAGAACGAGAGAGGCUGCUGGGCAGUGGAGGAGGUGAUUAGGAUCCCACCAAAGAAGGUGAGAGGAUGGAUUCUCCCGGAGAUGCCAGCUUUCCCAGCCCACAUCAUCAUCUCGAGGGAUGACCGGUUCCUGUAUGUCAGCAACUGGCUGCAUGGGGACAUUCGCCAGUACGACAUCUCCUGCACCUCCAAGCCCAGGCUGGUGGGACAGGUGUUUGUGGGGGGCAGUAUCCUCCGAGGUGGGCCUGUAACAGUGUGCAGAGAUGAAGAGCUGAAGUGUCAGCCCGAGCCCUUGGUGAUCAAGGGCAGGACUGUGCACGGCGGUCCUUACAAAAUGCAGCUGAGCCUGGAUGGCAGGAGGCUCUACGUCACCAACUCCUUCUGCAGCUCAUGGGACAAGCAGCUCUACCCGGAUUUGAUCAGGUAA